AUCGGAUACGUAUUUCAUUAACUUUUGCUCUAGGGGGACACGUGGCAUCGAAUACGAGGCGGAAAUCGAUUCUAGUAGACUUAACUGGAUAUAAGCGCCGCCGGAAGUUGCCGACAGGGAAGCAUCUUGCUGUGCACUACCGGUUGGCUAAUGUCAACACCGUGUUCGGAGCCGCGUCUGUAAAGCCGUUAGCUAGUUUAGCGUGUUGCUAACCGACGUAGUAAAACUGUAGCUACACUUUGCACACAAAAGCCCGCGGGUUGUCUGUCUGUUUGAUGCCAGCAAGUGUGGUUAUCACAGCCGUCGCCGCUUUGAAUCAAGAGGCUACUCCCCGAGGAUGCACGUGCAGAGAGUCGUUCUCAACUCGCGUCCAGGCACGAACGGGGCGCCAGGUCCGGAAAAUUUCCGCCUGGAGGAGUCAACUUUAGCGCCUGACCUGAAGGAUGGGGAGGCCCUCGUUCGGACGCUGUACCUCUCAGUCGACCCUUACAUGCGAUGCAGAAUGAACGAAGACACCGGUGCCCAUUACCUGACCCCGUGGCAGCUGUCCGAGUGUGUGGAUGGCGGGGGCGUCGGAGUGGUCGAGUCCAGCCGCUGCGGCACCUGCGCCGAGGGGGAUGUGGUCACCUCGUUCAGCUGGCCCUGGCAGACCCGCGCCGUGCUGAAAGGCGCCGUCUUGCAGAAGGUGGAUCCACAGUUGGCUGGCGGGCACUUGUCCUACCUUUUGGGCGCAGUUGGCAUGACGGGCCUCACUGCAAUGCUGGGCGUGAGGGAGAAGGGUCACGUGACCAAAGGGGCCAAUCAGACCAUGGUGGUGAGCGGCGCUGCUGGGGCCUGUGGCUCCAUAGCCGGACAGAUCGGCAGGCUGGACGGCUGUGCGAGGGUUGUCGGGAUCUGCGGAUCCGAUGAGAAGUGCAGAGCUUUAGUGGAGGAUCUGGGCUUCUCUGCCGCCGUCAACUAUCGCCGAGAGGAUGUUCCGACAAGGCUGAAGGAAUGUUGCCCCGAAGGUGUUGAUGUUUACUUUGACAACGUGGGAGGUGCCAUCAGUGAUACUGUAAUAGCGCAGAUGAACAAUGGCGGCCAUGUGAUCUUGUGUGGGCAGAUCUCCCAAUACAACAAGGAUGUGCCGUAUCCGCCACCUUUAAGCGAGGAGACACAGGAAACACUGCGGAGAAAGAGCAUCACCCGAGAGAGAUUUAUGGUGCUCGACUACAUGAGCAAAGCAGACGCUGCUCUCUGUGAGCUCAGCCAGUGCGUUAAAUCAGGCCAAAUCAAGGUGCUGGAAACUGUGGUGAAUGGCAUCGAAAAUAUGGGCGAUGCAUUUUCCUCCAUGAUGAAAGGGGGAAACAUUGGCAAGCAAAUUAUAAAGAUAUCAGAGUGAUGAUAUAGUGAGUUAGUUUCCAGUAGCAACAUCUCUCACUAGAGAUUAACCCACAGUGGCCUAUUUAUCACUACCAUUAACUAAAUGAACUCUAAUAAGAUUGUACUGAUAAGCCAAUGCCAGUUGAUUACUGUCAUAACCCAGAAAUCACAUCAUGUCCUCAGAAUUUGUGAUCUGAACAAAAAACGCCCCUGAAUGUUAAAUUAUGUAUCAAAGACCUGAAGACAAAGUAUAUAUGAUUUACUGUAAUGAACAUUUUUUAUUCCACAGCACUAUAAACCAUUAAUAAAAUUAAAAUUGUGGUUGGCUCGUAAGUUCAGUUGUCACAAGAAAAAUAUGUGGCAGGCCUUUAAAAUCAUCUUCAUUCAUAUGCUUCAGUUUGAACACAAGAGGGGAUGUAGAAUAAGUAAGGUGAACACCAGUACAUCACUCUUACACUAUAUUCCUUUUCUAGAGGUGUAGUGACAGUAAAGUCAUCGCCCGUUCUUCUUGUCAAGUCAAUGAACAGCACAAAACAAUCACAACCAGAUUUAUCGUAAACUGUGAACUUUCCUGCAAAAAGAAGAAAAAAAACAACAGUCCCAUGCACAAUAGGGAGAGGGAGGUGAGAUGCUGCACAGUCAUAAUACAUCUUUCCAUUCAAUACUGCCUCCAUGUGGACAGGUUAUAGCAUUGUGAGAGGUACAGAGCAUUGUUGGAGAUGAACUCUCCAAUAAUAAAAAUAAAAUGCAUAAAAAAAAAA
Molecule: messenger RNA, 2123 nt
Organism: Scophthalmus maximus (turbot)
Lineage: Eukaryota; Metazoa; Chordata; Actinopteri; Pleuronectiformes; Scophthalmidae
Gene: ptgr2
Product: prostaglandin reductase 2
Exons: 8
Coding region: 338-1381 (347 amino acids)
Biological process (GO): prostaglandin metabolic process
Molecular function (GO): 15-oxoprostaglandin 13-reductase [NAD(P)+] activity
Source: RefSeq, a predicted model, not a curated record